This is a messenger RNA of Saccoglossus kowalevskii, 1953 nucleotides long. RefSeq names its product kelch-like protein 24. The record is from RefSeq and is a predicted model, not a curated record. NCBI's taxonomy places the organism in Eukaryota, Metazoa, Hemichordata, Enteropneusta, Harrimaniidae. Gene Ontology annotation, molecular function: protein binding.
AUGCAGAAGAAGGAGAUGGCUGCUUCCCGUAAGAGAGCGGAACACUUGGCUCGUACCCAGGGUGCAUUGCAAGAAUUCAACAAACUCAGGUUAGAACAGUCACUAACUGACAUAGUAGUAUGCAGUAAUGAUGUUCAAUUUCAUUGCCAUCAGGCCAUCUUAGCAGCAUGCAGCCCAGUGUUUGCCACUAGACUGUGCAAUGUUCCAGAAAACUCUGAUAGGCUAACACUGAAUGAAAUUGAUUCCUCAGUGCUUGGCCAAAUAAUUGACUUUAUCUAUAAUGGUAAGGUAACUGUUGAAGAUGGAGAUGUGAACAAGUUACUGGAAGCUGCCAAACAGAUGAGCAUUUCCCAACUUGAAUUAGCAUGCUUGUCUGGAUUGAAUUUACCAGCUCAUGAUGUACAGGACGAGUUAGAAAAUGAAAUCACACAACUUGAGAACAUUAUGGACAACACAACUAGUGGACAUUUCUGUGUCUAUCAGCCAACAUAUGCUACAGUGAUGAUGUCAAAUUUGAACAAAAUGAGGAGACAAAAAGAGUUCACUGAUGUCACGUUCUUGCUGGUUAAAUAUGCAUAUACUGGACAGAUCACUAUCUCGGAUGACAAUGUUGAAGAUCUCUUUGCAGCCACCAGUUUGUUUCAAAUCUUAGCAAUUCAGAAUACCUGCAUUUCUUACAUGGACAGCCAGUUAGAUGCUUCCAACUGCUUGGGAAUACAAGCAAUUAGUGAUGCUUUCUCCUGUCAGUCUCUCAGUAUCAAAGCAGGUACAUACUCACUGGAGAACUAUAAUGAGGUCUGCCAACAGGAAGAGUUCCUGACACUGACAAAAGACCGAGUAGUUGAACUGAUAGAAAAAGAUCUCUGCGUGCAGCGAGAAGAACAAGUUUAUGAGAGCAUUAUUCGUUGGGUGAACUAUGACCUCAACUCCAGAAAAGAAGAUUUCCAAGAAUUGUUUAAGCAUAUCAGAUUAGAGUAUGUAUCAAGCUCAUACCUGCAAAAGAAGAUCAUGGCAAGUACACUGGUCUUGGAAUCACUUGAAUGCUCAAAUAGGAUUACACAGUUUUUAGAAGGAGCACUGUCAUCUAUGCCAGAAAGGCAAUACAGUGAAAUUCUGGUUAAUGUUCAUGGAUACAAUUACAAAGGUUGUCAAGGUGUGGAAUUAGUGCCUAAAAUACAGUGUUAUGAUCCUCGUAUGGAUGAAUGGUUUGAGUUACCGUCUUUUGUUAUGGAGAAAGGAGACAAGGUUGCAUCCGCAUGUAAUCUUAAAGAUGAUAUCUUCAUACUUACAAAGCAUGGCAAGACUUGGUUGUUCAAAUCAAGCAAACAGGAGUGGGUGCUAUGUAGUUGUCUGUUCACAACACGACGCAACCACCAGACAGUGGGGCUAGACGGUAAAGUCUAUGUUCUAGGCGGUCAAGAUGGUGCCAAUUGGUGUACUAAUGUGAAUUUCUAUGAUCCUGUCACAGAUACUUGGACAAAUAAGUCUGAUAUGCUUGGAACAAGAUGCAUUGCUGCCACCACCUAUGAGGGUAAAAUCUAUGCUGUGACAGGUCGCUACAACAGUCUGGAAUGUUAUAACCCCAUUACAGAUAGCUGGAGUGUUAUUGCUACCAUGCCUGAACCUGAAAGUGCUCAAGCAGUUGCAUUAAAUGGACAGAUAUACAUUCUAAUGCAUGGAAGUAAUUUUAUUUGCUAUAGUCUAAAGGAGAAUGCCUCAAAGUACGUGGGGAGGAUCGUUCCAAUACAGAAGUCGCGUCGUUAUGCAUGCCGUCUGGCGGUGUGCAAUGGUAAAAUCUACGUAACUGGUGGUUGUGAUAAAAAAUAUCAGAAUGUUGGUACAGUAGAUAUGUACAACUUUAACUCAACUAAAUGGGACAUGGUUGGCACAAUGCCUUAUGCAACUUGGGGGCACUGCUGUCUUUCAAUUCAUAGGUAUCCAUUAAGAAGUUAG